AUAACAGUACACAGACUUUCCUGGAGCAAAUACCAUUCUCAUCCAUAAGUUCUCCAACUAAGGGCGAGUUCUCCUAGAGAUUUAUAAUUAUAUAUCUCACUGCCAUUUUUUGUGGGGGAGUUUUUGGAUAAAAUUUAUAGGAGUAAAACACGUUCUGGUGUUUUCUAACAUGGCUGAAUCUGGGUGCACUGACGACCAGUGGGAAGUAGAAACCUUUGAGGAUGACUUUGGAGAAAUCAUUAAAAGCAGAUCAGAUGAGAGAGAGGACAUACAAAAGAAAACCUUCACAAAAUGGAUAAAUUCACAAUUUGCUAAGGCAGAGAGAGUCCCUAUUGAUGACCUCUUCACAGAUCUGUGUGAUGGCCGUCGUCUUCUGGAGCUUUUGGAGGGCCUAGCUGGGCAUGAACUGGUGAAAGAGCGUGGGUUCACCAGAGUGCACUCACUCAAUAAUGUCAACAGAGCACUCCAUGUCCUUCAGAAGAACAAUGUUGAGCUGGUGAAUAUCGGAGGAGCUGACAUUGUUGAUGGGAAUCAUAAAUUGACUUUGGGACUCAUCUGGAGCAUUAUUCUCCACUGGCAGGUGAAGGAUGUGAUGAAGGAUGUGAUGGCAGACCUAAAGCAAACCAACAGUGAAAAGAUUCUGUUGAGCUGGGUUAGGCAAUCCACGAAGAACUACCCACAGGUCAAUGUUGUGAACUUCUCUAGUAGCUGGGAAGAUGGCCUGGCUUUCAAUGCUCUUGUGCAUAGCCACAGGCCAGAGCUAUUUGAUUGGGCUGUGGUGGAAAAGCUGGAUAAGCCUACUGACAGGUUGGAGCAUGCAUUCUCUGUUGCUGAAAGACAUUUGGGCAUUGAACGACUGCUCGACCCCGAGGAUGUGGCGACUGCUCAUCCAGAUAAGAAGUCCAUCAUUAUGUACAUCACCUCCCUGUUUCAAGUCCUGCCCCAUGGUGUGAGCAUGGAGGCCAUCCAGGAGGUUGAGACUCUCCCUCGCGCUUUGGCUGCUAAGGACGAAACCGUCCACCUUCGAACACAGCAGCGUUUCUCCCACCAGAUCACUGUCAGUGUGUCUCAGACUGAGGUCCGCAGCCCUUCUCCCUCCAGUAAGCCGCGCUACAAAAGCUACGCAUUCACUCAGGCUGCAUAUGUCAGCUCUCCUGAACAGAAAAGAAAGCUCCCUAUCACACAGGCUCCAGAAAGGCCAGAAGAUAUGUGGCCCUCCCUGAGUCCUCUCCCCCAUGGCUCCAACCAGCUGGAGAGUUACCAAAGAGCUCUGGAAGAGGUGUUGACCUGGCUUCUGUCUGCUGAGGAUGGCCUGCAGGCUCAGCUGCCCAUCUCCUCUAUUGUGGAAGAAGUGAAGGAGCAGUUUCACGCUCAUGAGGGUUACAUGGUUGAGUUGACCUCUCAUCAGGGCAGUGUGGGUAGAGUGCUAAAGGCAGGCAGUAUCCUGCUGUCUGAAGGCCAGCUGUCUGAGGAAGAGGAGAGUGAAAUUCAGGAGCAGAUGAAUCUGCUAAAUGCUCGGUGGGAACAUCUACGAGUGGCCAGUAUGGAACGACAAAGCAGGCUUCAUGAAGUUUUAAUGGACCUGCAGAAUCAGCAGCUGACACAACUCAGCACCUGGCUGGAUGUUACUGAAGCUCGAAUCAAACGGAUGGGUGCCCAACCCUUAGGCCCUGAACUCGAGGAUGUGAAACAUCUAAUUGAAGAGCAUAAACUGUUGCAAGAGGAUCUUGAGAUGGAACAAGUACACGUGAACUCCCUGACCCACAUGGUGGUGGUAGUGGAUGAGAAUAGUGGGGACAGUGCCACUGCGGCACUGGAGGAAAAACUACAGAACCUUGGGGAGCGGUGGGCAGCCAUCUGCAAGUGGACAGAGGAGCGCUGGAUCCUCCUUCAGCAAAUCAUAAUGAUUUGGCAACAUUUCAUUGAGGAACAGCACCUGUUUGAUUCCUGGCUAACACAGAAAGAGCAAUUGGUUCUUUCCAUCCAAAGCAGUGGUACCACUGAUCAGAAUGAAGUGGCUGCCAACCUCAGAAAGCUUGCUAUUCUGAAAGCAGAGCUUGAGUUAAAAAGGCAGACCAUGGACAAGCUCUGCUCUCUUGUUCAAGAGCUGUUGUCGAAUGUUAAGAACAAAGAAGCAGCCGGGAGACUGGAAGCAAGGUUGGAGAAGUUCGCUCAGCGGUGGGACAAACUGAUGCAGUCACUCCAGCUCACCAACACCAAGUUUUCCUCCACCGUUACUACAUCACAGUCAGAAGUUGUACAUACGACUGUGGAAACCAAAGUCACCACACAUCAGAAGAAGAUGGUAAAGCACACUAAGGAAGGGCUGACCACUCCUCCACCUCAGAAGAAGCGGCAGAUUGUUGUUGACUCUGAGCUUCGGAAAAGGUUUGAUGUGGAUUUCACUGAGAUUCAUAGUUUCAUGACACGUUCAGAGGCCAUCUUGCAAAGUCCUGAAUUCUCCAUUUCACGCAAAGAAGGCAGUGUGGCAGACCUGUAUGAGAAAGUUCUGGCAAUUGAUAGAGAGAAGCCCGACAAGCUCAGGAAGCUGCAGGAAGCAACACGCUCAGCACAGGCACUUGUAGAUCAGCUCACAAGCGAUGGGCAGAAUUCCGAUGACAUUCAGCAAGCUGCCCAGCAAUUACAUGCCCGGUGGGUGGAUUUCUGCACCCUACUGGCCGAGAGGCUGGCAUGGCUGGCCUACCAGACCAAAGUACUGGCUUUCUACAAUCUGUUCCAGGAAUUGGAACAGGUUGUAGCCAAUUCAGAAAACUGGUUGAAAGUGCAACAACCCCCGGCAUGCGAGGCAGAACCACUGAGGAUCCAGCUGGAGCGUUGCAGGGAUGAGAUAGCUCGCCUUGCUGCAGUUCAGCCCCAAGUAGAGCAGCUCCAUGAGCAACUCCGGGACUUGAGAGAGAAAGAGGAAACACCAUUUCUCUUUGAUGCUGAUAUAUCGGCCUUCCAGGAGCACUACCUGAAGGUCCUUGAAGACCUAAAGGCUAGAGAGAAGCAGCUUGUACUAGUCCAGUCAAGUCUUCCACCUGCCCACUACAAGAACGUCAUGGCAACCCUGAUGGCCUGGCUACAACAGUGUGAGGCCAAGUUAGCCAUUCCCUCUACUGCAGUUACUGAGUAUCCUAUCAUGGAGCAGAGGCUUAAUGACAUCAUGGAAAUUCAGUCAGCACAGCAGGAGCAUCAAAGUGAAGUGGAUGAUCUUAGUAAGAUGGCUGAACAGGUGUUCAAGACAGCGCCCCCUGAGAUCUGCCAAAAGUAUCGUAUCGAGGUGGACAGUAUGAUGACAUGCUGGAGACGUUUACGUGAACAACUGGAGGAAAAUGUACAGAAACUGCAAGAUCGCAUGUCCAAGCUACAGCAGUUUGAGAAUGACACAAAGACCCUGAAGAAGUGGAUGGCUGAGGUUGAUGUUUUCCUGAAUGAGGAGUGGCCAGCUUUAGGAGACUCUGAGGCACUAGAGAAGCAGCUGGAACAGUGCACAGCCUUGGUAAAUGACAUCCACACUGUCCAACCAAGUCUCAGUGGCAUCAAUGAGGUGGGGCAGGCCUUGAAGAGGGAAGCAGAGCCACCAUUUGCUGUCAAAAUACAGAGGGUGCUUGAUGAGCUCAAUGCACAGUGGGAACUCAUUUGCAAACAGGCCUAUGCAAAAAAAUCUGCCCUGAAAGGUGGACUAGAUAUGACAGUGAGUUUGAAGAAGGAGAUGCAGGAGAUGCAGGAGUGGAUAACACAGGCAGAGGAAGAUUACCUGGAGAGAGACUUCCAAUAUAAAACACCUGAGGAGCUACAUAAAGCGCUAGAUGAACUAAAGAGAGCUCAAGAAGAAGUCCAUCAGAAAGAAAUAAAGGUGAACCUGCUGAAAGACAAAGUAACCAGCUUCAUCUCAAAGGCCCCGCCGGCAGCCCAUGAUGCCCUGAAGGCAGAACUGGAUGUUUUAACUUCCAACUACCAGCGGCUAUGCAGCCGGCUCAAUGGGAAGUACAAGACAUUAGAGGAGGUGUGGGCUUGCUGGUGCGAAUUGCUGUCCUACUUGGAACAGGAAAACACAUGGAUGGAUAUACUAGAGAAGAAACUUGAUGAGAAUUUUCAAGGGCGAGCAGAAGAGAUUGCUGCAGCUUUGGCUUCCAUAGACAUGAUGAUAAAGGAACAUCCUGAGUACAAUCGUAACCAAAUACGAGAGCUGGCGCAGACCCUCAUGGAUGGAAGAGUCCUCCAUGAGCUCAUUCACAAAAAGGUGGAUGACUACAACAUUCGCUGGGAUGAACUUAUGCAAAGGGUGUUAAAAAGGCAACAGCAGCUGGAGAAGAGCUUGCAGUGGGCUCAAGAGAAUGACAAAGCUCUGAGCCUUAUCCAAGAGUCACUAAAUGCAACUGAUCGUCAUUUGACCGCAUAUCUUGCAGAUGGUAUAGAUGCAGCUCAGAUACCCCAGGAAGCCCAGCAAAUUCAGACUGAGCUGAUUGGUCAUGAGGAGACUCUGGAAAAUAUGAAGAAAAAGGCCAGUGAAUCAGAUACAUCGGAGAAAGUGGUUGCAGAGAUCGAUAAUACAUAUGACAAACUGUUGCAGGUGAAAGCAAAGUUUCGGCUUUUCCAAAAGCCGGCCAACUUUGAUCAGAGGUUAAGGGAAUGUGAACGUGCAUUGGAAGAGGUCAGAGGUCAACUGGGUUUGCUGAGCACCCGCAGCAUGGAGCAGGAAGUGGUACAGUCCCAGCUGGAGCAGUGCAUGAAGUUGUAUAAAAGUCUAAGUGAAGUGAAAUCAGAGGUGGAAGUGGUAAUUAAGACAGGAAGGCAAAUUGUGCAGAGGCAACAGACAGAGCAACCCAAGGAGCUUGAUGACCGUUUGACAAGUCUUAAACUCCUGUACAAUGACUUGGGUGCACAGGUGACCGAGGGAAAGCAAGAACUAGAGAAGAGUCUGAAGUUGUUGAGGAAAUUUCGAAAGGAGAUAAACAAUCUAACCGAGUGGCUAGCAGCCACUGAUGGUGAACUGACCCGCCGCUCAUCAGUAGAAGGGAUGCCCAGUGACCUAGAGGCGGAGCUGACCUGGGCCAAGGCCACGCAGGAAGAUACGGAGAGGCACGCACCACAGCUCCAUAUAGUGAGUGAGCUGGCCGAGGCGCUGAAAGUCCUGCUCAGAGGGCAGGAAAGCCUGAUAGAUGACAAGGUCAGCCUUCUCAGCUGUAACUGGAUUGCUGUGACGUCACGCUGCGAGCAGUGGCUGAACCUGCUGCUGGACUACCAGAAUCAGAUGAAUACUCUUGAGCAGAAUGUGGCUGAGAUAAAUGCCUGGAUGGAUGGAGCAGAGGCUCAAAUGGACAACAUGGAGAGCCAGGGCUGCGUUGAGCAUGUCCUGAAGGGUCUGCAGAUGGAGCUGGCAGAGAUGCGGGAUAAGGUUGAAGAAGUGCAGAGUCUGGGUGAAGACCUCGCUAAAAAUCGGGGAGAACACUGUAAAGCUCAACUGAAGCCUAAACUGCAGCAGCUCACUCAGCGCUUUGAGAUGGUCACCAAAAGGAUUUUACAAGGACAGGCCUCUUCUCAUGAGCUGGAGGAGUACUACAGACAAGCUAAUAUGUGGCUACGUCUACUGGAUGAAGAGAUAAAAUUGGGUGAAAAUGUCAAAGAAGAUGAUUUUCUUGAGGAACCAGCUGUUGAUGAGGAUACAUUGAAGGCACUGUUCCUGAAGGGAGAGAAUCUGCUUAAGAGAACCAGUGACCCAUCGAGAGGGACUGUUCAUGAAAAGCAUAAUCUGCUCCAUGAUAAAUACAACACUCUGAAGAAUCUAAGAGCCCUUAGGAGGAAGACGGCGCUUGCUUUUGCCCCACAGUGGUAUCAGUUCUGUAAAAUGUCAGACAACAUGAUGCAAUGGCUUGACAACACUGAGAGGAUGGUUGCAGAUCUGCCUGAUACAGCUGAAGAGCCAAGGGUGAAGGAAUUUGCCACUAAGAUUGAACAGCAGCGUCCGGAACUGGGAGAGGUACGAGGACUUGGUCAUGUUCUCUCUGAAGCUGGGAUGGCCAAGCUUGUGGAACCACACCUUAUCCCCAUUAAUAAACGCUGGGAGCACCUGGAUGUUAAGUUUACUCAAGUACAUCAUAUGAGUGAACUGCAAGCUCUUCUGCGUGCUAUUGCGGAAAACGAGGCUCUGCUGAACUCCCCCUGCUGGUCUGCUGCAACUGAAAAUAUACCGCAACAGGAAAAGUGCCUUAAGGUAGUGAAGCAUAAUUUGGAGAAGCUUGAAACUCCAGUUGCAAAGACUUUGGACAAUAAAGUCAUCCCUCCUGAGAAUCUACUCGUCCAACUCCUGAGCACCAACUGGGAAAACUUGAAGAAGCUCUAUCCGGACAGGCUAGUAUACUUUGACAAAUGCAAAAAAUACAGUGAGGAGUUAAAAGCUCUCCAAAACUGGCUGACAGCUGCAGAAAAAACUUUAGUGAUGUAUGAGGAAGACCCAAACUUGAACAGAAGCCACCUUAAGGAUCUGCAAGAAGGUUUAGAGAAGCAAGAGCUAGCAGUGAAAGGGCUUAAUGUUUUGGGGGAAGACCUGCCUCUACAGUGCAGUAAGGAGGAUGGAGAUCAGAUUAAACAGCAGUUUGGCUCCAUCAAUGCUCGCUGGGCCAAAGUGCUCAACCAGCUCACUGAAAUAAAGAGAAGAUCUGCAGGGGCAAAGCUGGCACUUGCUGGCCUUCAUGAAGAUAUAGGGGAUUUUCAGUCCUGGCUGGAUAAAGCAGAAAGUGUGUUUGCCCUGUCUUUGCAACCAGGCCAUAGGAAGCAGCUCAGUACAGCAUUAGAAAGUGUACAGGCUCAAGUAGCAGAAUUACCAAGCAGAAAACAAAGUUUACACCAUCUUAACACCAAAAGUUCAUCCCUCCCUGCUGAUAAAUUCAAACCAGUGGAAAACAAUUUGAAAGUUAUCAACCUGCGAUGGGCCAAGGUGUCUUCUGAUCUUCCUGAGAAACAGCGGCAGAUCAAGGAUCUCCUGAGAGACUUGAGCCUAUACCAGGAACAACUGUUGAAACUAUCCAGCUGGGCCUCAAUAACUAAGAGUCAACUUGAACAGCAGUCUGGGGCCAUUGACCAUAAGAUUGAUGACGCUAUCCAGAUGAAGAAACCAGAAGUAGAAACAGUUUUGGCCAAAGAGAGGCCUCCAUGUCAGCCUGAAAAGGGGCAGUUUGAUAGUCUGGCUACAGACUGGACAGCAAUUCAAGUACUGCUUAAGGAAUCGAAAGACAAAUGCCAAGUUGCAACUGAAAGUCUGAUAGCUAGUGCCCCAGGAGAUGCCACAGCACUGGAAAAGUUCAAGAAGUCCUGGGCAGAGCUGAAUGACUGGCUCUCUCUCCUCGAUCACAUGGUUCAGACACAAAGAGUGACCGUUGGAGAUCUAGAUGAAAUCAAUGACAUGACUGGGAAACUUAAGUUAACACUGCAAGACAUGGAACAGAGAUGUCCACAACUGAACAAACAGAUUACUGCAGCCCAGAACCUCAAGAACAAAACCAAUAACCCUCAAACACGUGCUACCAUUACGGACCAAAUUGACAAAUUACAGGCACACUGGGAAGAGUCACACACCAAGUUGAUGGACAGGGUUCUUCAACUUCAGAACAUGUACCAAGAUUCAAGUCAUUGGCUGGAAGCCAGGAAAAAUGUGGAGCCUUUCAUAAAGCAAGGCAAUGAAAAACUCGAAGGCCGGAAGGGAGUCUCACCCAGUGUUGAUGAUUUGAAGAAACUUUCCAAAGAUAUAAAGCAGUGGCAAGCUCAAAUGGAUGUGACCAAUCAACUGGCAAACAAACUACUGAGCCUUUAUGCAGAUGAUGACACAAGCAAGAUUAAACAGAUAACUGAGAGCAUGAAUCUAGCUUGGGCCAACAUCAAGAAACGUGCAGGGGACAGGGAGGCAGACCUGGAGCAUGGACUGCAACAGAUGCAGCACUUCUACAUAGACCUGGAAAAGUUCCUUAAUUGGCUAACCGAGGCCGAAACUACGGCAAAUGUCUUGCAAGAUGCCACCUACAAAGAACGGCUCAUGGAGGACCCAGGAGCAGUGCGGCGGUUACUGGAACAAUGGCAAGAUCUCCAGAUGGAGAUUGAUGCCCAUACAGAUAUGUACCAUGCACUAGAUGAAAAUGGACAACGUAUAGUGGCAUCUUUGGAAGGAACAGACAAUGCAAUUGUGCUUAAAAAACGACUUGAUAACAUGGGACAGCGGUGGCAUGACCUGGGCAAAAAAGUCAUUAAUGUGAGACAUCACUUGGAUACUGGCAUGGAGCGGUGGAAGCACUAUCACAUGUCCUUACAAGAACUGCUCCAAUGGCUACAGCUGAGGAGGGAGGAGCUUGAACAGCAGAAGCCAGUGGGGGGUGAUGUGCCAGCUGUGCACGAGCAGCUUAUCAUACAUAAGGUCUUCAGGAGAGAGCUGAGUGCAAAAGAGCCUUCAAUCAAUGAAGCACUUGACAAUGUGAAGAGCUUUCUGACUCAGAUACCCACUGAAGAAGGAAAGCAAAGGCCUGGACAAAGAGAUGUCAGCUCAGAGGAGAGGGUUCAAAAUGUGGGGCGCAUUUUACGCAAGGAGGCAGAGGAUGUAACCACAAGGUGGAAGGAACUAGGUGCAGCAGCAGUCGACUGGCAACAGCAACUGGAACUGGCCUUGGAGAGACUGAUGGAACUUCAGGAGGCAGAGGACCAGUUAGACUACAAGCUUCACCAAGCUGAGAUGGUAAAGGACUCCUGGGACCCAGUUGGAGACUUGCUCGUCGACAAUCUGAGCAACCAAAUAGACAUUGUUAAGGCAUUCCAGGAGGAAAUAGCUCCCUUCCAGGAUAAUGUAAAUCAAGUAAACAGAUUAUCCUCUACAUUUAGAAGUCCUGGUACUCAACUCUCACCAGACAACCUGAACAGAAUUGAUGACCUCAAUAUGCGGUGGAGACUUCUGCAGGUUUCAGUUGAAGGGCAACUGACUCAGCUUACAGAGGCCCACCGAGACUUGGGACCGCAUUCUCAGCAUUUUCUACAAGCCUCCGUACAAAGUCCUUUUGAACGCUCUGUUUCUCCCAACAAUGUUCCCUACUAUAUAAACCACCAGACACAGACAACAUGUUGGGAUCAUCCAAAGAUGGCGGAACUCUACCAGUCUUUAGCGGAUCUCAACAAUGUCCGGUUCUCGGCAUACAGGACAGCAAUGAAGUUACGACGCCUGCAGAAAGCUCUGUGCUUGGACCUACUAGGGAUGACAGCAGCCUGUGAAGCAUUUGAACAACAUAGUCUGAAACAGAACGAGCAGUUCUUAGACAUUAUUCAAGUAAUCAACUGUCUAACCAGCAUCUAUGACCGACUGGAGCAACAGCACCGUGGCCUGGUGAAUGUACCUCUGUGUGUGGACAUGUGUCUGAACUGGUUGCUGAAUGUUUAUGACACAGGUAGAACUGGGAAGAUCCGGAUUUUAUCUUUCAAAACUGGAAUAAUCUCCCUCUGCAAAGCUCACCUUGAGGAUAAAUACAGAUAUUUAUUUAGACAGGUGGCUAGUGCCACAGGCUUCUGUGACCAGCGCCGUCUCGGCCUCCUGCUGCACGACUCGAUCCAGAUCCCCAGGCAGCUGGGCGAGGUGGCGUCAUUCGGAGGAAGCAACAUCGAGCCCAGCGUGCGCAGCUGCUUUCAGUUUGCAAACAACAAACCGGAGCUGGAGGCCGCAGUCUUCUUGGACUGGAUGCGUCUGGAGCCUCAGUCGAUGGUCUGGCUCCCUGUACUUCACCGGGUGGCUGCUGCAGAGACAGCCAAGCACCAGGCCAAGUGCAACAUCUGCAAGGAGUGUCCCAUCAUUGGCUUCAGGUACAGAAGCUUAAAGCACUUUAACUAUGACAUCUGCCAGAGCUGCUUUUUCUCUGGCAGAGUGGCCAAGGGUCACAAGAUGCAAUAUCCCAUGGUCGAAUAUUGCACUCCGACAACCUCUGGAGAAGAUGUGAGAGAUUUUGCCAAAGUUCUGAAGAAUAAAUUCAGGACGAAACGCUAUUUUGCCAAGCACCCUCGCAUGGGUUACCUUCCUGUGCAGACUAUUCUGGAGGGUGAUAACAUGGAGACGCCUGUUACACUAAUCAAUUUCUGGCCUGUUGACCAUCCGCCAGCAUCAUCGCCACAGCUGUCUCAUGAUGACACCCACUCCCGCAUUGAGCAUUAUGCCAACAGGCUAGCUGAAAUGGAAAAUCGAAAUGGCUCAUAUGGGAAUGAGAAUAUUUCACCUAAUGAGAGCAUGGAUGAUGAGCAUCUACUGAUCCAGCACUACUGCCAGAGCCUUAAUCAGGGCUCGCCCCUAAGCCAGCCUCAGAGUCCUGCACAGAUCCUUAUAUCAAUGGAGAGUGAUGAGAAGGGAGAACUUGAGAGAGUUCUCAACGAUCUAGAGCAGGAGAACAGGAAGCUACAGGCUGAGUAUGAUCGACUUAAAAAGGCCCACAACCACAAGGGCCUUUCGCCCCUCCCCUCGCCUCCACAGAUGCUGCCAGUGUCGCCCCAAAACCCCCGUGAUGCUGAGCUCAUUGCCGAGGCAAAACUGCUGAGGCAGCACAAAGGACGCUUGGAGGCCAGAAUGCAAAUUCUGGAAGACCAUAACAAACAGCUGGAGUCUCAGCUUAAACGUCUUAGACAGCUACUGGAGCAGCCACAGACUGAGUCCAAGGUGAAUGGCACUACCCUGUCCUCUCCUUCUACUGCCUCCCAGAGAUCUGACACCAGCCUGGCCUCAUUGCGUGUGGCUGCAAGCCAAACCACAGAGACUAUGGGUGAUGAUGAGCUGUCCAGUCCCUCCCAGGAUGCAAGCAUUGGACUAGAGGAAGUGAUUGAGCAGCUAAAUAAAUCUUUCCCCCAUAGCCAAGGAGCUGGACAGCUAAAUCCAUGAGAGGAUAUAAGAUGGGAAGUCUCUUCCAUAUGGUUGAUAACAUUGGAUAUGCUAUGGAGUCAUUGGUCAGUAUGAUGACAGAGGCGUGGGGUUGAGACUAAAGAAGCCUUCUCAAGUGCAUGCUUUUGUAGUGUAAACAGCUGGACAGGAUAUGUUUACAAUGGCAAAAUCAAUAAAAUCUAUUUUUCUGAAGGAUCGUGGUUCCAGAUUGUAGAUUUAAGUAGUUUCGUACAUCAAGUCUAGAACUGUUUUGUUAUUUUAAGAAAAAGCUGUUUUUAAUCUUCUAUGCAAUUUUAAAAAAAAAAAAAAAAAAAAAAAAAAGUGUGAUAACUUGUAACACUGCGUGCCAUUUCCUUGUACAGUGUUGAGCGCAUUUUAAAAGUGUUUUAUCCUAAUGGCAGAUGGAUUAUAAAGGGUGCUUUAUAAACUAAUUUUGUUUGUAACACAACAAACGCAUAUUAAAAGUUUAUCAUCCGUG
This is a messenger RNA of Electrophorus electricus (electric eel), 11369 nucleotides long. It is a transcript of the gene dmd, whose product is annotated as dystrophin. Gene Ontology annotation, cellular component: sarcolemma. Gene Ontology annotation, biological process: skeletal muscle tissue development; neuron development; regulation of muscle system process. Lineage: Eukaryota; Metazoa; Chordata; Actinopteri; Gymnotiformes; Gymnotidae. Gene Ontology annotation, molecular function: protein binding; zinc ion binding. The record is from RefSeq and is a predicted model, not a curated record.